Soboliphyme baturini is the source of this 1392-nucleotide messenger RNA. The record is from the annotation of a GenBank genome assembly. NCBI's taxonomy places the organism in Eukaryota, Metazoa, Nematoda, Enoplea, Dioctophymatida, Soboliphymatidae.
AUGGGCGUGUCGCCAGAGGCGAAAAAGCAUGAACAAGCAGCUGUUCAACUUGAAAACUAUCGGUUUCGCGACAUCAUCCAACAAGAGUUUCACGAUACAUACAGAAACCUCACAUACAAAUCAAUGAUGAUAUUGCACUGGGCAUCAAGAAACUGUCGUCAGGCUAGAUAUCUGCUGAAAGUAGACGACGAUAUGUUUAUAAACAUGCCUGGCCUCAUCAAAUUCCUCGAUAAUAAGUUAUCCACUGAUGGAUACUCUCCGGAUGCGAUAUUUUGCACAGUAUUUUACUCUUUCCAGCCAGUUAGAGACAAAGGAAAUGUAUGGUAUGUCAGUCCGGAGUUAUUCAACGAAUCCGUGUACCCAAAUUACUGUUCUGGAACAUCGUACCUGAUUCCGAUGGAAAUGGUUGCGCCAAUUUGGGAAAAAAUGAACAUAAGCGAAGUGAUGAUGAUAGAAGAUGUAUACGUCACGGGAAUCAUUCGUGAAAAACUAAACAUGACUCUGAUCAAUAUCGCGCACAACUUUUGUGGAAGCCGUCUCGUCUCCGGUUUUGGUCCUUACAGUAUACUUGGCGAUGCGUUUGAAAUUCAGUCGAUAAACCGUGUUCCGGUGAAGUACGAGAAAGGCGACCACAAAAAUCAACCCUACUUAGAUUCUUAUCUGGUGGUCGCAAAAGUCGAGUCAUUCGCUGAGCUAAGCGUCACCUUCGUGAACAUCACUGGCUGUCUUCUGUACGCGGAGAAGGUGUUGCUUGUCUUAAAAAACUUCUCGAGGGUAACAUUAUCCAAUUUGUCCAGUCAUGCAGGUUCCGACUGUAGCAACUACAGCGGCAGUUUUAACUUGAUCUACAGUCCGCCGUUCUACAUGGAAAAGAAGAUUCUUGUAAAGGCUAUAAAGCAGGUCCAGAUAAGGCUUACAUUUAAAAAAACGAACUAUUGGUGGUACGUAUCAGAAUUUUAUUUCCACAUUUCAACCAAGCCUUCUACUGAAGAGCAGAAGCAAAUCUUUGUCGACCGAACCGUACUCAUCAACGCUACGCAUCGUCGCGUUCAUAUGGAAGCACCCGAAAAAUUUGCGUACGCAUGCUGGCAGCCGAUGAAAAUCGUCAUAACCGCAGAUGACAACGAUGCGGCGAGGAAAAUGUUGUACGAAGUGGCAUUUGUAAAGUUAGAAAUCCAGCCCUUUGUUGGUGAAUCGAAAUCCGGCGGUUUUACGCACCAGGUUUCUGAUUGCGUUGGCUUCUUCACCAGCGGCAUAUGGAACUUUCUGGUGACCACAGGCACUUUGCUCACCAUUUUGUUGUUCGGUGUGUUGCUGAUCACCAGUUUGAAAACGAUGGACCGGUUCGACGACCCGAAAGGAAAGCCACUGGUCGUCAACGCCAAGGAAUGA